AUGAGGGUGGCAGUGGGCAUGCUCUGGCUCCUGGCCCUCUGGGGGCACCCCCCAGCCCACGGCUCCUGCCCCUCUCAAUGCAGCUGCAGCCUCCACAUCCUGGGUGAUGGCAGCAAGGCCAGGACGGUGGUGUGCAGCGACCCCGACAUGACCCUGCCCCCCGCGUCCGUCCCUCCGGACACCUCCAGACUGCGCCUGGAGCGGACGGCCAUUCGCAAGGUGCCCGGAGAGGCCUUCAGGCCGCUGGGCCGCCUGGAGCAGCUGUGGCUGCCCUACAACGCCCUCAGCGAGCUCAGCGGCCUCAUGCUGAGGGGCCUGCGCCGCCUGCGCGAGCUGCGCCUGCCCGGGAACCGCUUGGCCGCCUUCCCCUGGGCGGCUCUCAGGGACGCCCCCCAGCUGCGGCUGCUGGACCUGCAGGCCAACCGCCUUUCGGCCGUGCCGCCCGAGGCCGCGCGCUUCCUGGGGAACCUCACCUUCCUCGACCUCUCCAGCAACCAGCUGCUGAGGCUCCCGCAGGAGCUGCUGGCCACCUGGGCUCACCUGCAGACCGGGCCCUUCCUUCCCGGCCACCACACCAGGCUGGUGCUAGGGCUGCAGGACAACCCCUGGGUAUGUGACUGCCGCCUCUAUGACCUAGCCCAUUUCCUGGAAGGCUGGGCCCCAAACCUGGCUUUCAUAGAGGCCAGGCUGAAGUGUGCUAGCCCGCGCAGCCUGGCCGGAGUCGCCCUCAGCCAGCUGGAACUGAGGAAGUGCCAGAGUCCGGAGAUCCGUCCAGGGGUAGCCAGCCUCAGGUCCCCUCUGGGCAGUGCAGUAUUGCUACGUUGUGGGGCCACCGGGGUCCCUGGGCCGGAGAUGAGCUGGAGGAGAGCCAACGGGUAUCCGCUCAACGGCACAGUGCACCAGGAAGUUGCCAGCGAUGGCACGAGUUGGACAUUGCUGGGCCUGCCUGCUGUGUCCCACCUUGACUCAGGAGACUACAUCUGCCAGGCCAAGAACUUCCUGGGAGUCUCUGAGACUGUCAUCUCCCUGGCCGUCACUGAGCCCCAGGCUUCCACAGAACACGGUGGGAGCCCAGGGGCACUGUGGGCAAGGACAGGUGAGGGGGCAGAAGCUGCCGCGUACAACAAGAUGGUGGCCAGGCAUGUCCCUGACAUUCCUGGACCUGCUGUCCUGGCCACUGGGCCCCCUGUGUCCAACAUGAAGGAGGAGCUGACCCUCCAGCACUUCCAGAUGGGGAUCCCAGGAGAACGCUCGUACGGGCAGGCGGGACGCCAGGAGACCCAGAUGGUGAGGUCUCUCAAGGUGGUGGGAGACACUUACCAGAGUGUGACCUUGGUGUGGAAGGCCCCCCAGGCUGGGAGCAUAACUACCUUCAGUGUCCUCUAUGCUGUCUUUGGGCAGCGCAGCAUGCGGAGGGUGGUUGUGCCGCCUGGAAAGACCAGCAUCACCAUCCGUGGGCUGGUGCCCAAGACCAAGUACGUGGCGUGUGUCUGUGUGCGGGACCUGGUGCCCCAGAAGGAGCAGUGUGUCAUCUUCUCCACGGACGAGGUGGUAGACGCCGAGGCCACCCAGCGGCUCAUCAAUGUGGUGGUGAUCAGCGUGGCUGUUGUCAUCGCCCUGCCCCUCACCCUGCUUGUCUGCUGCGGUGCUCUGCGAAGGCGCUGCCGGAAGUGCCGUUCUGGGGGCUCCACCGAGGCCUACGUCAACCUGGAGAGGCUGGGUCACAGCGAGGAUGGCUCUGAGGAGCUGUCCCAGCACAGCCUCAGUGAGGCCGACAGGCUCCUCUCGGCCCGUUCCAGCCUGGACUCUCAGGUCUUGGUGGGCAGGGGGGGCAGACGGAUCAAUGAGUACUUCUGCUGA
Messenger RNA from Lynx canadensis (Canada lynx), 1860 nucleotides. It is a transcript of the gene LRIT1, whose product is annotated as leucine rich repeat, Ig-like and transmembrane domains 1. The record is from RefSeq and is a predicted model, not a curated record. The coding region runs from base 1 to 1860 and encodes 619 amino acids. Gene Ontology annotation, molecular function: protein binding. Gene Ontology annotation, cellular component: endoplasmic reticulum membrane. Lineage: Eukaryota; Metazoa; Chordata; Mammalia; Carnivora; Felidae. The transcript has 4 exons.